This is a messenger RNA of Scleropages formosus (Asian bonytongue), 6836 nucleotides long. Its product is annotated as proteasome activator complex subunit 4B-like. Gene Ontology annotation, cellular component: spermatoproteasome complex; cytosol; nucleus. Gene Ontology annotation, biological process: proteasomal ubiquitin-independent protein catabolic process. The coding region runs from base 649 to 6141 and encodes 1830 amino acids. The record is from RefSeq and is a predicted model, not a curated record. Gene Ontology annotation, molecular function: proteasome binding; peptidase activator activity. The transcript has 47 exons. Lineage: Eukaryota; Metazoa; Chordata; Actinopteri; Osteoglossiformes; Osteoglossidae.
UUCCGGAUGACCUGCAGUGGAGAAACAGGCUACUAUGAGCCGCUUGUAGAACAGCCUUGGGCUGGAUCAGCUCGCUCAGUUGGGACCCUCUACAGCAGCCCAAGUGUACUGGUGGAAACCUGCUAAGGACUGGUGCGCAUGGUGUGGACCUAAAGCUCUUUGUCCAAGGAGUGUCCUGGGGUCUUCCUGAUCCACUGUGUGACCAUCGCCAUCGUUCACGUACAUUUAUUCAAAAUGAUCAUCAGUUAGCCAGUUUCAUACAUGCUGACCUGCUGAGGGGACAAGAUUUUCCCUCUAGCGAGAAGGUCCAUGAAGGUACAGGAGUGUGUCCUGUAGCAUGAAAAGUGGGGAAAGAACCAAAGGCAGAAGCAUUACUGUCAGGGGAGGAAGGGCGGUGUGUGUGUGGGACACAGGGCCCAAGUCCGCUCGCUCACUCACUCACUAACUGACUCUCUCUCUUAGGUUCAUGUCACAUGUCUGCCCUUUAAUCGCUGGUAUGGUUGUGUGUAAUGAGUUCUGACGGACGCGGAAGGAAGGUAAAAGUAAAAACAAACAGUACGUGUGCGGCGCACAGCGAAACGGAGAGUGGCGUGCGACGAAAUAACGGCUGUAGCGCAGCGGCGAAGAGCGACGGACGGCGCGGCGGCCAUGAGCGGUUGCUGCGCGGCGGGGCGCGAGCCGGCGGCUCUCGCGCCCCAGAAGGAGCUCCUGUACAACGCGCUGCUGCCGUACGCCGCCCGCCUCGAGCCCGAGUCCGCGCGCCUUCUGUCCGCCAUCCGCUGCGGCCUGGGCCGCGCGGUGGUGCUGCGCGAGCUGUGGCCCGGCGCGCUGUUCUGGACCCGGCGGCUCUCCACCUACCUGCGGCUCUACGGAAGGAAGUUCAGCAAAGAUGACCAUGUGCUGUUCAUUAAGCUGGUCUAUGAGCUGGUGACCAUUCCCAGACUAGAGAUCAGUAUGAUGCAGGGGUUUGCUCGCCUCCUCAUCAACCUUCUCAAGAAGAAGGAGCUGUUGUCACGGGAUGACCUAGAGCUGCCGUGGAGACCGCUAUACAAUCUGUAUGAAAGGAUCCUCUACUCCAAAACGGAGCAUCUGGGCCUCAACUGGUUCCCAAACUCAAUUGAGAGCGUGCUCAAGAUGCUGGUGAAGAGCUGCAGACCGUAUUUCAGAGAAUCCUCCACUCAAGAGAUGCUGGAGGAGUGGCGACCGCUGCUUUGCCCCUUUGAUGUCACCAUGCAGAAGGCCAUUGGCUACCUCGAACUGUUUCUGCCCACCCUCCUGCCCCCGGAGAGCCACCACAAGGGUUUCAAGCUCUGGUUCAAUGAGUUGAUGGACCUGUGGAUGUCCGUUCAGAACCUGCCUGGGUGGGAGGGGAAUCUAGUGAAUCUAUUCGCUCGACUGGCCAGUGACAACAUCGGCUACAUUGACUGGGACCCAUAUAUUCCCACGAUCUUCACCAGAAUCCUCCGGAGUUUGAACCUGCCAGUGGGGAGUGGCCAGGUGAUGACCUCCAGGUCCUUGAGCAGUGCCUACGACAUUGGCCACGUGGUGCUCUGGGUGUCCUCCAUGCUGGGUGGACCCAGUAAGAAGGCACAGAAGCAUCUGAACGCCCUUUUUGACAGCAUUGCCUCGUUCUUCCACCCUUCCAAUAAUGGCCGCUGGCUGGUGAAGCUAAUGAAGCUCCUUCAGCGCCUCCCAGCCAGUGUGGUUCGGCGGCUGCACCGCGAGCGCUAUAAGAAACCGAGCUGGAUGACCCCGGUGCUGGAAAGUCACAAGCUUACGGAGAAAGACAUCACAGACUUUGUGGAGUGCAUGAAGCAGCCGGUGCUGCUGGCCAUGUUCAGCAAGACCGGCAGCCUGGAUGCUGCCCAGGCCCUACAGAAUCUGGCGCUGAUGAGGCCCGAGUUAGUCAUCCCACCUGUGCUGGAAAAGACAUACCCUGCUAUGGAGACACUAACAGAGCCACACCAGCUGACAGCAACCCUCAGCUGCAUGAUUGCUGUGGCGCGCAGCCUGGUAUCUGGGGGCCCUUAUUACCUUGAGGGCCCUAUACAUGUGCUGCCCCUUUUAAUGAGAGCACUGCCAGGCGUUGACCCCAACGACUUCAGCAAGUGUAUGAUAACUUUCCAAUUCAUUGCAACGUUCUCAACCCUGGUGCCUUUGGUUGACUGCUCGUCAGCCCUGCAGGAGCGCAGUGACCUGACCGAGGUAGAGCGUGAGCUCUGUUCCGCCUCCGCAGAGUUUGAGGACUUCGUUCUGCAGUUUAUGGACAAGUGCUUUGCACUCAUUGACAGCAGCACACUGGAGCAGACCCGCGGAGAGUUUGAGACGGAGAAGAUGACACAUCUGGAGAGCCUGGUGGAGCUAGGCCUGUCAUCCACUUUCAGCACGAUCCUCACACAGUGCUCCUUGGACAUCUUCAAGGUCGCUCUGCAGAAGGUCUUCAGUUAUGCCACCAGCAACAUCUUCGAGAUGCGAGUAGCAGGCCGCAUGGUGGCUGACCUGUGCCGAGCUGCAGCCAAGUGCCGCCCUACAGAGUCUCUCAAGCUUUUUGUGCCACACUGCUGCCAUGUCAUUUCCCAGAUCACGGCUAACGAGGACAUCCUCAGUGAAGAGGAGCUGGACAAGGAGCUGCUGUGGAACCUGCAACUGCUUUCAGAGGUGACCCGAGUGGAUGGAGCCGAGCUCCUGGCUUACAGCACUGAGCUGCUGAAGGUUCUACAGGUGACGUUGCAGCUGAAGAGCAAGCAGGGCUACACCCUGGCCUGCAGCCUGCUGCACCACAUUCUGCGUUCCACCGCCCUCAUCUACCCCACAGACUACUGCAGCGUUCCAGGAGGCUUUGAGCGCCCCUUUGACACCUAUCUGCCCAUCCAUGACUGGGGCCGCCCUGGCGACCUGCACAACUUGCAGAUCCAGUGGCAUGUGCCCAGCACAGAGGAGACAACCUUCAUCUUCUACCUGUUGGACUUGCUGCUGCGGCCAGAGCUCCUGCGUCUUCAGAGACAUGUCAAGGGCGAGGAGACUAUGAGCAGGGAAGACGUCCUGCAUAGUCUGACUAUCGUGCAGCACUGUCUCCUGGGAGCUGGGGGCUUACUGCCCCCCCUUGAUGGACCAGUGGUGUCAGGCCUGGUGUCCAGCAUGGUGAGUCUAAAGGACAUUGAGAUCUGGACUGGGGUAGAGUACGAUCUCUCCAGGGAGAACUAUAGGGAGAUGAUCUACAGUAUGCUGAGACAACUCCUGCGUCACAUUCUUGCACACUCUGAGGACGACACCAAGUCUCUCUUCCUUAUCAUCAAGAUCAUUGGUGACCUGCUACUCUACAAAGGCUCCCAGAAGAGUGAAUUUGAUUCUCGGUGGAAGAGCUUCAGCCUGGUGAAGAAGUCUAUGGAAGACCGGCUCCAUGGAAGGAAGCGACACAUACGAGCUCUGCUGAUUGACAGAGUGAUGCUACAGCAUGAGAUGAGAAAGCUGACAGUAGAGGGCUGUCAGUAUAAGACAGUUCACCAGGAGCUGCUGCGAGACCUACUGAGACUGUCCACUAGCACUUAUAGUCAGGUGCGGAGCAAAGCUCAAACCAUGUUGUUCACAGCGCUGGGUACCUACAACUUCUGCUGCCGGGACCUGAUCCCCCAAGUCCUGGAGUAUCUCAAGCCAAACCGGGAUGAUGUCACGCAGCAGCAGUUCAAGGGUGCCCUUUACUGUCUGCUGGGGAGCAACAGCAGUGUAUGCAUGGCCAACUUACAUGACUGGGACUGCAUCGGACUCACUUGGCCAGCACUGGUCCAGUCUGGCCUCAGCAAGGCCAUGUCCUUAGAGAAGCCUUCCGUUGUGCGUCUCUUCGAUGACCUCGCUGACAAGGUCCACCGACAGUAUGAGACCAUUGGCCUUGACUUUGGGGUGCCAGAGGCUGCUGUUAUCUUGGCAGAUGCACUUAUGAGGUCUGGAAGCCCUGCCUCUACUCUGGCCAUGCCUACAGCCCAGGAACUGGAGGAAGGCCAACAGCAUCAGCAGGAAAAGAACCUGGACUCUGAGCAGAAAUAUGAAAAGCUGAUCAAUAAUCUUCUGGAAUGCCUCCAAGAAAGAGAUUUGCCCUGGAAGUUUGAGCAGAUUGCUGUUGGCUUCCUGUCGCUGCUGCUGAGGGACGACCACCCCCUGCCCUCUUCUGCCAUUCACUUCUUUGUCCAGAGCCUUAACCAUGACUCGCUUGCUGUGCGCAAGGUGGCGAUCUCGGCUGUGGCCGGAAUCUUGAAGCAGCUGAAGAGGCCUCACAAAAAAGUUCCUGUGCAUCCCUGUGAAAUUAGUGGCGUGAGUGAGCCAGACGAGUUGGUGGCAGGAGACAGGCCUGAUAACCGCUGGCUCCAGUACGACAGCAGUCACCUGCCUCGCAGUCAGCAGGACUGGGAGCGCUGCCGCUUUGUGGAGAAGACGCACUGGGGCUACUAUGGCUGGCCGCGGAAGUUGAUGAUGUACUGUCCCUCUGAGAAGACCAUGCAGUGCAUCACUCGAAAAGAAAUGUGUGAGAGGGAGCAGAUCAUCUAUGACCAUUUUUCAGAUUCUGUGUUCAUCGACCAGCUUAUCAGGUUCUUGUCCCUGGAAGACCGCAAGGGGAAGGACAAGUUCAACCCCCGGCGCUUCUGCCUCUUCAAGGGGCUGUUCCGAAACUUUGGCGAUGACUUUCUGCCCUUGCUGCGGCCUCACAUGGAGCGGCUGGUGGCCGACACUCACGAGAGCCCACAACGCUGCGUGGCCGAGAUCAUUGCGGGGCUGAUCCGGGGCUCCAAGCACUGGAGCUACAGUAAGGUGGAAAGCUUGUGGGAGGUGCUGUGCCCCCUUAUCCGCACAGCGUUGUCCAACAUCACUGUGGAAACCUACGCAGACUGGGGCACCUGCAUCGCUACUGCAUGCGAGAGCAGAGACCCCCGCAAGCUGCACUGGCUCUUUGAGAUGCUGAUGGAGUCACCGGUGUCCGGGGAAGGGGGGUCUUUCGUGGAUGCCUGCCGCCUCUACGUGCUCCAAGGGGGCCUGGCCCAGCAGGAAUGGAGGGUCUCAGAACUCCUCCACCGUUUGUUGGAGUACCUGGAGCCAAAACUCACUCAGGUUUACAAGAACGUUCGUGAGCGUAUUGGCAGUGUGCUCACCUACAUCUUCAUGAUGGAUGUGGACCUUCCCCGCACGUGCCCCACUCUGUCUCCCCGAAUUUCGGACUUCACAGAUCGCGUGCUGACCUGUCUCAAGCCCCUUCUGGAGGCCGACGGGGAGAUCCAGAACCACGUGGCAGAUGAGAACGGGGAGGAGGCACAGGAUGAGCGAACGCAGGCCGUCAAGCUACUCAAGACUGUGUUGAAGUGGCUCAUAUCCAGUGCAGGACGCUCGUUCUCCAGCUCCGCGUCACGGCAAGUGAAGCUACUGCCUCUGCUCUUCAAAAUUGCCCGUGUGGAGAAUGACAACAGUUUCGACGAGCUAAAGCGAGAUGCCAAAUCCUGCCUGACGCUCAUGUCCCAGGGGCUGCUGUACCCUGAGCAGAUCCCACAGGUGCUGCGCACCCUGCAGGAGAUUGCAGGCAGCAGCUCCUGGAAUGCCCGCUACUUGGUGCUCACCUACCUGCAGGUGAUGGUCUUCUGUAAUCUGUUUACAUUCUUGAGCAGCGAGGAGGCUGUGAAAAAUGUUCGAACGCUGGUCAUCAGGCUGCUGGAGGAUGAGCAGCUGGAGGUGCGUGAGAUGGCAGCCACCACGCUGAGCGGCUUCCUGCAGUGUCACUUCCUUUGCAUGGACGCCGCCAUGCAGGAGCACUUUGAGACUCAGUGUAAGACCCGCUUACCCAAGAAGAGGAAGCGAGAGCUGGGAUCCGCGGUGGACACUAUCCCCCCGGCAGACCUGGUGCGGCGCCAUGCUGGAGUGCUCGGCCUCAGUGCCUGCAUCCUGUCCAGCCCAUAUGAUGUCCCUACCUGGAUGCCACAGCUGCUCAUGGACCUCAGCUCCCAUCUGAACGACACACAACCCAUAGAGAUGACUGUGAAGAAGACCCUGACAAACUUUCGGCGGACCCAUCAUGACAACUGGCAGGAGCAUAGGCAGCAGUUCACGGACGACCAGCUGCUGGUGCUCACGGACCUGCUGGUGUCACCCUGCUACUACGCCUAGUGCCGGAAGAGUUUCUGCUGGGUGGUGUGUGAACGAGAUACCGACCUGGAAGUCUCAAGAUUCAGCUGAGGAGUUUUCUAAUACGUGCAGUAUUUUCUGGAAGUGUACUUGGAAUUCCGAAAUUUCACUCAAACUUUUGUCAAGAAGACUUGAUAAUGAAUCGAUGCCUGGAGCCGGGAAGUGAUGUCAUUUCCUCAGUGCCCAGGAAACAUCUUGAUGUCCAUGUGAUCUCUGCACAGUGCUGUCACAGGCUGGAGUCAAUGGCCUGCAUCACCAACCCAUACCUGUUUUGUCAUUGUAAAACUUUAAAGGUUAUCAUUAACUUGGUGCAUUUUUGUCACAAAGUAAGUGUGUAUGUUCACGUUGUCUGCUGUGCCUGUCAGUAUGAGCAUGUGUGAACAUCUGUUUAAGUAAAACAUCACGUCGUACAGUAUCAUCCACGAUCACUUGUCAUGUGGCCUCAUUCAUUAUCACAUUUGUGGAUGAGGCAGCAAUAAGACCAGCCAAACGUAGACCUACCGUCAGCAAUGGUUCAUUUCCUUCCCAUUGUUGUGGUUCUGGUUGAUCCUCGAACAUCGAGGUUCUAAACGAACCGCACAGAAGCAGAGUGAGGCCAGCCAGGCACUGGCAGCUGCUUUCUACCGCAGGGCUGCACAGUGUAGUGCCAAAACUGCAGGGAUUUUUUUAGAUAUACA